UGAGCAAUGCUAUUGGUGCUGCCGGGGCGAUUUGGGCUCAGCCAAAACUCAGGGAAGGGAGGCUGCGCCGGGCAGAUCUCGCGAGGCUCGAAGGAGCGCGCCGCGAACCAGGAGCGGGGCGGGCUGACUGGAGAACCCUGGCGGGAGGGGGCAUCAUGGCGGCCCAGGCCCUGGCGCUGCUAAGGGAGGUGUCGCGGCUGGAGGCGCCGCUGGAGGAGCUGCGCGCUCUGCAGUCGCUGCUACAGUCGGUGCCGCUCAGCGAGCUCCGCGAGCAAGCGGCGGAACUGCGCCUCGGCCCGCUUUUCUCCCUGCUCAACGAGAACCAUCGGGAACAGACUGCUUUGUGUGUAUCCAUCCUGGAGAGAUUGCUGCAAGCUCUGGAGCCAGUUCACGUGGCCCGGAACCUCAGGGCUGACCUGCAGAGGGGCCUGACUCACCCUAAUGAUUCUGUGAAAAUCCUCACUCUGUCCCAGGUUGGAAGGAUUGUUGAAAAUUCUGAUGCUGUUACUGAGAUUCUGAAUAACGCUGAAUUACUGAAACAAAUUGUUUAUUGUAUUGGUGGAGAGAAUCUGUCUGUAGCUAAAACGGCCAUUAAAUCCCUGUCAAGAAUAUCACUGACCCAAGCUGGACUGGAGGCUUUAUUUGAAAGUAAUCUGCUGGAUGAUUUGAAAAGUGUCAUGAAAACAAAUGACAUUGUUCGGUAUAGAGUGUAUGAGCUAAUUGUGGAGAUUUCUUCUGUGUCUCCAGAAUCUUUGAACUACUGUACCACCAGUGGGUUGGUCACCCAGCUCCUCCGAGAACUGACUGGUGAGGAUGUGCUGGUCAGAGCCACCUGUAUAGAAAUGGUGACAUCGCUGGCCUGUACUCAUCAUGGACGACAGUACCUUGCUCAAGAAGGAGUCAUUGAUCAGAUUUCUAAUAUAAUUGUUGGGGCAGAUGCAGAUCCUUUCUCUAGCUUCUAUUUGCCAGGGUUUGUGAAGUUCUUUGGAAACCUGGCUAUCAUGGAUAGUCCUCAACAGAUCUGUGAGCGUUAUCCUAUCUUUGUGGAAAAGGUCUUUGAAAUGACAGAAAGUCAAGACCCCACCAUGAUUGGUAUAGCAGUGGACACGAUUGGAAUUCUGGGAUCCAAUGUUGAAGGAAAACAAGUUUUACAGAAAACAGGAACUCGCUUUGAACGCUUGCUCAUGAGAAUAGGAUACCAAGCGAAGAAUGCCUCAGCAGAGCUCAAAAUCAGAUGUCUGGAUGCGUUGUCGUCUCUUUUUUAUUUACCGCCUGAGCAGCAGACUGAUGACCUCCUGAGGAUGACAGAGUCCUGGUUUUCUUCUUUAUCUCGGGACCCACUGGAGCUCUUCCGUGGCAUCAGUAAUCAGCCCUUUCCUGAGCUACACUGUGCCGCCUUAAAAGUGUUCACGGCUAUUGCAAACCAACCCUGGGCUCAGAAACUUAUGUUUAACAGUCCAGGUUUUGUAGAAUAUGUGAUGGAUCGGUCUGUAGAGCAUGACAAAGCUUCAAAGGAUGCUAAGUAUGAACUGGUGAAAGCACUUGCCAAUUCCAAGACAAUUGCAGAAAUCUUUGGGAACCCAAAUUAUUUGAGGCUCAGAACUUACCUGAGUGAAGGUCCGUACUACGUGAAACCUAUUUCCACAACAGCAGUGGAAGGAGCAGAAUGACUUCUUCCAGAGCCCAAACCGUUUAUUGACCAAAAUUUCUCCUAAGGCAUUUGACUCUGUAUUCUUCAACAGAGACUACCCCCGCCCCCACCAGAAUUAUCAUGGAGUGUGUAAUGUAAUUUUAUCACCAACAUUUGUUGUCUUUCCGCAUUGAAACUCAGUGUAAAACCAGGAAAGCAGGCAAACUUCGUCAUAGCUGAACCAGAUGUUUCUCAGAUUGCUUUUACUGCCUUAAUCUCUGCAAGAAGAUGGAAGUUCUGUUGUCCUCCCAAAGAAAUUUCAUGGACUUACUCUCUGUCUUAUUUUAAAAUCCACUUUAACUAAAAUGGAACCAAAUUGUUCAUGAAUUAUUUUCAUCCCUGCCCCCUCACCUUUUUUGGGGUUUUUUUUGGGGGGGAGGGAGGGGUCCUUUUCUCCCUUCUGAUUCUACUUUCAAAGUCUUGGAUAUUUAAUAUUCUUUGAAAAACAAGUAAUAUACAAUCUUAAAAUUAUGUUCCCUAUACUAAGAAUAAAUACUUUUAAUAAGAUGUCUUGAUUUUUUUGUUACUAUUAUUCCUUUGAAAAUCAGAAAAUAAAUCCUAUAAAAAUGUU
Dama dama (fallow deer) is the source of this 2261-nucleotide messenger RNA. RefSeq names its product proteasome 26S subunit, non-ATPase 5 (gene PSMD5). Gene Ontology annotation, biological process: proteasome assembly. Gene Ontology annotation, cellular component: cytosol. The coding region runs from base 156 to 1670 and encodes 504 amino acids. The transcript is spliced from 10 exons. The record is from RefSeq and is a predicted model, not a curated record. NCBI's taxonomy places the organism in Eukaryota, Metazoa, Chordata, Mammalia, Artiodactyla, Cervidae.